UUAAUUUUUUUAAUAUGAGUCAAGCACCAUAGGCAGGACAAUAACAAGCACAGAAGUCAAAUACAUUCAACAAAUCGGAAAAAACAAAGGACAUUCGAUUGACUAAUAUCCAAGCAGCCAAAGGUAUCGUAAAUGAAGAGUAAUGAUUAGCUGUGUCAGAUGCAGUCAGAACAAGCUUGGGACCAAGAGGAAUGGAUAAGAUGAUUUAAGACGCCAAGGGUUAAGUCUUGAUUACAAAUGAUGGUGCUACCAUCUUAAAACAAAUGGAUUUGGUUCACCCUACAGCUAAGAUGGUAUCAAUUAAUAAUUAAUUAUUCAAAGUUGGUAGAGAUUUCAAAUGCCCAAGAUGUUGAAGCAGGUGAUGGCACAACUUCAGUUGUAGUUUUUGCAGGUGCUUUAUUGAAAUCAUGCGAGGUGCUAUUGGAGAAGGGAAUCCAUCCAACAACAAUUUCGGAGGGAUUUUAAUUUGCAUUGGAAUAUGCUCUUACAGCAUUGGAGGAAUUGAAAAAGCCAGUAGAUUUAGAGAAUAAAUAAUAAUUAAUUGAGUGUGUCUAAACAGCACUUUCAUCAAAAGUUGUUUCAUCAAACAGUGCUUAAUUGGCUCCAUUGGCAGUAGAUGCUGUCUUAAGAAUUGUCGAUCCUGAAAAGCCAAAUAAUGUUGAUUUGAAAGAUAUCAAGAUAGUGAAGAAAUUAGGAGGAACAAUAGAUGACACAGAGUUAGUUGAAGGCAUAGUCUUUUCAAAUUAGAAGGCAAGUUAAGCUGCAGGAGGUCCAUAAUAAGUUAAGAAUGCCAAAGUUGCUUUAUUGUAAUUCUGUCUAUCUGCUCCCAAGACUGAUGUCGAAAACUCUAUAGCCAUUAAGGAUUACACUGAAAUGGACAAAAUCUUAAAGGAGNGAAAGUAAAAGUGAACAAAAAGGCACCAGUGAGGUAUAUUGAAAUAUAUGAGGAAGAUUGUGGGUUAAGGCUGUAUUUACAGGUUUUAGAAGAUCUAAAGUUCAAUAAAAUGAAAAUCAAGCUUUAUUAAAAAUCUAACAUGUUGAUGAUGUGUCAUCAAGCAGAUUCUAUUGGGGCAAGAGAGUUGCCUAUAUAUAUAAGGCCCACUCUCUUAAGAACAAUACAAAAUUUAGAGUAAUGAAUUUGAGUUAAUAUGAAGACUAUUUGGGGUAGAGUGAGUAGAUCACAUGGAUCAAAUGGAAUAGUGAUUGCUAGAUUCAAUAAAAAUCUUCCACCAAGAGCAAUAGGAUCAACUUUGAGAGUAUUCUUGUAUCCAAACAGGGCUUGAGUUAUAUAAAAAGAGAAUAUAUAUAAAUGUAUAUUAAUUUCCA
Messenger RNA from Paramecium octaurelia, 1326 nucleotides. NCBI's taxonomy places the organism in Eukaryota, Ciliophora, Oligohymenophorea, Peniculida, Parameciidae. The record is from the annotation of a GenBank genome assembly.